AUGACAUCUGUAGCCAUGAAGUGCUUUGAAAGGCUGGUGACCAUGGCUCACAUCAAUACCAUUAUCCCAGAGACCCUUGACCGACUGCAAUUUGAAUACCGCAAUAUGAACGGGGAGGUGGACAUAGAAGUGACAGGCGAAGAUGGCGACACUACAUUCUCGGUCAAUCCAGACGGUGCUCUCUGCCUAAACAUAGAGUUAGACAGAGAGAGCAGCUCAGACUACCGUCUGACAGUCCAGGCUACCGAUCGUGCUCUGUCCAUUUCUAGACGCCUGACUGCCACAGCACGUGUUGUCGUCAAUGUAGACGAUAUAAACGACAACAUGCCGUCUUUCACGUCAGCCGGUAGUGUCACCAUCCCAGAAGACACUGCUCUCCAGGCUGUUGUCAUGGUGAUACAGGCAGUGGAUGUGGACUCAGGAUCCAACGGGGACGUCGUUUACACCCUGGAGGACACGUCAGUCAGUGUGUUCAGUAUCAACAGUACUAAUGGUUGUCUGUACCUGCAGCAGCCUCUGGACAGAGAGCAGUUGGAUACGCUGACUGUCACUGUGACAGCCACAGACAGAGGCUCUCCUCCGCUGGCCUCCUCUAUGAACCUAGCAGUGCAUGUAGAGGACGUCAACGACCACAACCCAGAGUUCACACACAACUACUACAGCCUGGCAGUCCGAGAGGAUACCCCCAGAGGAACCAGCCUGUUGCAGCUCCGUGCUCUGGAUGGGGACAUUGGCUUUAAUGGACAGGUGUGGUACAAUGAGCUGUCCCAGGGUCACAAGAAAGACAAUGGGUCUAAUGGACAGGUGCGCUAUCAGCUGUCUCAGAGGAGUCCGUUCCUGGUGGACUCAGUCCGAGGUGUCAUCUCCCUGAUAGACAGGCUGGACAGAGAGAGAGACUCCUUUCACCUGCUAGCCGUCACAGCCAUGGACCAGGGCAGCAUGCCCAGGUCAGCCACUGCUGUGGUCAACAUCACUGUCCUAGAUGUCAAUGACUGCAGCCCGCUGUUCUCUCCAGACACACUGACGCUCCAUGUGUUGGAGAACGGCGGAGACCCGUCUCAGCUCACCCACCAGGUGUCAGCUAGGGAUGAUGAUCUAGGGGUGAACAGCCAGAUGAGGUACUUCAUAGAUAGAGACUGGGAGGGUCUCUUCUCUCUGUCGCCAAACGGCACCUUUCACAUACUACAGAGCCUGGACAGGGAGGUGACAUCUCUCUACAAGUUAGACAUCAUGGCUGUCGACUCAGGUUUGCCGCCUCUGACAGGGACUGUGACAGUCCAUGUUGUAGUGGACGAUAUGAAUGACAACCGGCCAGUGUUUAGUGGGAGGUACUCCAUAGAGAGUGCUGAUGGACCCUUCUCUAUUGAGGACACGUCUGGGGAGCUGUUGACCACUGGCGUGCUGGACAGGGAGGCGGUGGCAAUCUACAGACUGACUGUGGUGGCCAGGGACACACACCCCACACAGCAGCUGUCCAGCUCUGUACAGGUGUCUGUCCUGGUUGCGGAUGUCAACGACCACUGGCCUCAGUUCCUCCACAGCCCCUAUGUGGCUAACAUGCCGGCUGGAUCUGCUCCAGGGUCUGUUGUGUGUGCGGUGAGAGCAGUGGAUGGGGACUCAGGGAUCAAUGCACAGCUUCAGUUCUUCUUAUACGGGCAGAACACUGGCCAGUUCUUCAUCAGCCCACACAGGGGAACCAUUUUCACCACUGGUGCCCUCGCAGGGACAAACGACUUCACUAUCAACGUGCACGUGGAAGACGGGGGAGACCAUCCUAAAUUUGACACAACAACUGUUACCAUCAGAUUCCAGAAUGCCUCAGAGUUCCCCACAGUUGGUGUAGAUGUUCUCAGACCAUCUCUCUCUGAAGAGGAUCCAGAGGGAACCUUGGUAGCUCUGGUCUCAGCCGGGACUUCCAGAGCAGGUCCAGUCUCCUUCUACCUGGUGUCUGGAGACUCUGACCACCUGUUCCGCCUCCACCAAGCCACUGGCCAGUUGACCAUCCACCACCCUCUGGACUAUGAGACCAACAAAGAGUUUGUACUGCUGGUGGAGGCCAGAGAUGCAGGCUCCCCACCGUUCUCUUCUUAUGCAGAUAUUCACGUGAAUGUCACUGAUGUGAACGAUAACGCACCGCAAUUCACUCAGCGUGAAUAUAGGUGUGAGGUACUGGAGAACUCUCCAGCGACGUGGGUGUGUGACGUGCUCGCCAUCGAUGCGGACUCUGGGAGUUAUGGAAAGGUGCAGUACAGCAUUUUAGAGCGGAACAACAUUGACCAUGUUUUUACCAUCGAUUCAGAAAAUGGCAUGCUGAGCACAACAACGAGUUUAGACCGCGAAGAAAUACCUGAGUACAAUUUAACCAUCGUAGCGGCAGACAAAAACAACCGUUUCUAUAAAGACAUUGCAGUCAUGCUGGUGGUGGUUGUGGACACAAACGACCACGCACCUCGGUUUACACAGAUCUUCUUCACUGAGGUAACUGAGGACUCUCCUAUCGGACACACCAUUUUACAGAUCGUCUCAACAGAUGACGACAUCGGUGCCAAUGCUGUGAUGACUUAUUCCAUAAUUGACCAGAUGGAUGACGUUCUUCCCUUCAGUAUUGAUAAGACUAGUGGGUGUAUAACAGUGUUGCUGUCCCUGGACAGGGAGACCCAGGACCAUUAUGUGGUGAAAGUCAAUGCCAACGACUCAGCUUGGACCAUUAGUACAGACGUGACAAUAGAAGUAACCGAUGUUAAUGACAACAAACCUGUCUUUACUAAACAGGUCUACACCGCUACCGUCACUGAGACCAGGGCCCAGGAAGUAUUUGUUAUGCGAGUUCUCGCUAUGGAUGCUGACCUGGGACAAAACAGUCAGAUUGUGUAUCUGAUCGACCCUCCCAGUGAGCACUUCUGGGUCAAUGCGUCAACUGGGGAUAUUCUCACCAAGCAACCCAUAUCUUUACUACAUCAGUCUGCCUCUCUGAGCUUUAGUAUUACGGUUGUAGCCUCUGACUGUGGCAAUGUUCGUUCAUACAGUAACUCCAUGGUCAUUGUAACCGUUGUUCAGUAUAACCACUUCCCUCCCAGCUUCCUGCCUUUCCCGCCUCUCCUGUCCAUCCCCUUUAACAUCACCAUGGGAUCCGAGGUGGUGCGGCUAACAGCCGUGGACCGGGACUCCAAUCGCAGCAAAAGCAACACUACUAUAGAAUACAGUCUCGCCGGAGGUAACGCAUCAGAUUUUUUUGUAAUAAACAUGGACGAUGGGAGACUGAUGCUUAAUAGGACAUUGAGGCAAAGCAUUAACUCACUGUUGAUGCUCAUAGUUACAGCUAACGACCAGGGGUUCCCUCCUCUCUCAUCACAGGCUGUUGUUCAAUUUGAGGUUACAGGAGAGAAUCAGUUUUCCCCGCAGUUUUCAGAGAUGUAUGUUACCUUCUCCGUCCCUGAGGAUCUGCUAGUGGGCUCAGUCAUUGGGAAAGUCCAGGCCGAAGACAGAGACGAUGGUGUCAAUGGUGUGCUCUCAUACUCUAUAACGUCAGGAUACAAAUAUUCACCGUUCUCUUUAGGACAGAGGUCAGGGUUGAUUACCCUAGUCGAAAGGCUGGACUAUGAGAAACAAGGAGUUUAUCAUAUUCAGAUCACCGCCAAAGACGGAGGCUGGAUCUCUAAGACGGGGACGGUAAUCAUGACCGUGAAUGUCAGUGACGUGAAUGACAACCCUCCGGUCUUCACAUUGUCACAGUACACAGCCUCAGUGCUGGAGAACUCUGCGGUUGGGACACCGGUCCUCCAGGUCAGUGCUACCGAUGCAGACUCAAGCGCCAAUGCAUAUAUCACCUACUCACUGAUGGCCAGUGGACACUCUGGCCAGUUUGCCAUCGACUCCAGGAACGGCACUGUCACCACUCUGGAUAUCUUUGACUUUGAACUCACGCGGUCCUUCAAAAUAACUGUCAAGGCCUCAGACGCAGAAAACCGCCAUUCAUUCAGCGUCGCGCACGUUAAUAUCCAAGUCUCAGGAGUCAACGAGUUCAGCCCAGCGUUCCUGCAGCACGAGUUCAACCUGUCCGUCUCCGAGAAUGUAUCUAUUGGAACUAGAGUUGGCAAGGUAACCGCCACUGACUCUGACGAAGGCCUGGACGGACUGGUCUUUUACCUGAUCAUUGGACAAAGCCGAUGGACAGGCUUCGACGUAGAUGAACAGAGCGGAGAGAUCUACAUCACCGCUGAUCUGAGGAAGCAGGGCUACAGCCAUGUCACCCUGAGAAUCCUAGCUAAGAACCGAGGCGUCAUCACAGGGCUAGACGUGGACGAAGCCUUGGUCCACAUCAAUAUAGUGGACACUAACGACCCACCAGAGUUCUCCUUGGGGCUCUACAGUGCGGAGAUCAGGGAGGACAGCCUUGUGGGGAAUUCUGUUAUCAGAGUGGUUGCCCUGGACCAGGACUCUGUCCCAGAGUGGAGCCGCUUCUCCUACAGCAUCCCGGAUGGAAACGUCAACUCACCCUUCUUUGUAGACCCUGUCAGUGGACUUGUGUCUGUCAGUGCCCCCCUGGACAGAGAACUCUGGCCCCUAUACAACCUGACUGUGACAGCCACAGACCAGGGUUCUCCACCAGCCACUGGAACUGCUCAAAUUGUGGUGACCAUUACUGACGUUAAUGACAACGCCCCCACAUUAGUCAACAUACAUGGACAGGUGAAGGAGAACCAGCCUGCUGGUACCAUAGUGGCCAGGCUCAACACCUCUGAUGCUGAUCUACCUCCCAACCAGGGGCCAUUCUCCUACAGGAUUGUCCAGCCUGCCUCAGGGAGGAGCUUCACCCUAACUUCCGAUGGAGUCCUUUCCACCUCCAGACCUUUGGACCGGGAGGUCAACUCGGUGUUUCAUCUGUCGGUGGUGAUCAGUGACGCAGGGACUCCUCCACUGUCCUCCACCACGAUGUUUAACGUCAGAGUGGAGGAUGAGAACGAUAACCCAUCGGUCCCGAGGAACGUCUACAUCGAGGUAAAGUACUAUGGCAGUGCCUUCCCUGGCGGCUUCAUCGGCGACGUCAGACCAGAGGACCAGGAUGUGGUGGACACGUUUAACUGCAGCAUCAGAAACGGACCUCUUAACAUGUUCACGAUCCCUGACGGCACCUGCCAUAUCUGGUCUUCUCCAUACCAGGGAGAAGCUACGUACAACAUCACAAUUGAGGCCACCGACCACCUCCACCCUCCCGUUAACAACAGUAUCUACGUGAACUACAAAGGCUUCACCAACGCUUCUAUGGACAGCUGUAUACUGUUCUAUGUGGCGUCCACCUCGGUCGAAGACUUCUUGACGCUCAAUUAUUUGAAGUUUGUCAAAGCCCUGGACAGCCUGUUCAACCUGCAGGCCUCCAAGACUCACAUGUUUGGGAUUAAGCCUACAGGUGAUAAAGUCCUGCUCCUGGCUGCGGUGAAGAGUUACAACGGUCAGUACCUGAAUGGAGAGGUCGCCAGCAGUAUCUCUGCUGCCCACCAGAAACUCCUAGAAGCUCAGAGCAACAUCAGUCUGUCCUACAUCACCAGCGACCCCUGCCUCGUCAACCCCUGUCUGAACGGCGCCACCUGCAACAAAAAUGUCCACAUCGAAUGA
Oncorhynchus masou masou (cherry salmon) is the source of this 5613-nucleotide messenger RNA. Its product is annotated as protocadherin Fat 4. Bases 1 to 5613 code for a protein of 1870 amino acids. Lineage: Eukaryota; Metazoa; Chordata; Actinopteri; Salmoniformes; Salmonidae. Gene Ontology annotation, biological process: homophilic cell-cell adhesion. The record is from RefSeq and is a predicted model, not a curated record. The transcript is spliced from 10 exons. Gene Ontology annotation, cellular component: plasma membrane. Gene Ontology annotation, molecular function: calcium ion binding.